Phialemonium atrogriseum is the source of this 1048-nucleotide messenger RNA. RefSeq lists its product as uncharacterized. The record is from RefSeq and is a predicted model, not a curated record. Bases 36 to 866 code for a protein of 276 amino acids. The transcript is spliced from 2 exons. NCBI's taxonomy places the organism in Eukaryota, Fungi, Ascomycota, Sordariomycetes, Cephalothecales, Cephalothecaceae.
UAAACUAUUGCCGAGUGCCUUAGCAUCGGAGCACAAUGGCUGAUCCUCUGAGCAUUACCGCGAGCAUUGUGGGCAUUGUUGCCCCGGCAAUGCAUGUAACCCGACUUCUCUUAGACGACCUUCAGAAGAUCAGCGAUGCGCCCACGUCUGUCGCAAUCCUGAAAGAAGAUCUGCUGUCCAUGGACAUGGCUCUCCAGUCCCUCCGCGACGUGACAGAUGCACAGUGGAAAUCCCUUGGCUGGGCCUCCGUUGACCGUUCAAAGGCAGUGAUGAAUACCUGCGCCAAAUCGUGCGGCAUAUUCAGAGCGGACAUCCAGAAAUGGACCAGACAUUCCGAUGAAGGGAAGCUAUCGUGGCAGGAUCGCGCCAACGUGGGCUUCUUCAAGCAGAAAAGGAUCGCGUCAAUGUCAGAGCAGCUGCGCAAUUGCAAGACCACUCUCAAUGCGGUAGUUAGUAUCGCAACUCUGCAUAGCUCACUUCGACACACACACCUCACCGAAGAGGUGCGAACGAUGGUAUCGAAUAAGGAGGCCGUGAUCAGCAACGCCAUUGCAGGAACGGACAGACAGCUAGCUGAAGUCAAGGCAAGAUUCGAAGAGCUCAACCAGGGCCACCAGCAGGAACAGGCAGAAACCAAGGACGAGGCCGACGAGCGAGCCCAGAUUGGGGAGGAACAGAAGACUCUAGAUGCGUCGCAGAAGCUACUUGAAGAGUUGCUUAAGACGAUUCGAGAAGAGAUGGGCAGAAAAGAGGCACAGAAGGCCCAUAUGCCAACGGUGACUUUUGGAACGGGCAAUAGCGGGCUUCAAAUAGGAGUUAGCAACGGGGCUAUCAGUGGCGUCACUUUCGGCGUAAGGAGUACGUGAGAUUUCUCGAGGGAAGACACACCGGGAUCAUAGGGCAAGGUAGAGAAGGAAUACGGCUGAUUAGGCUUAGGUUUAUUGGGUAAGAAGGCAGGUAGAAGUUGUCUUGGAUAUUCCCCACUCUCUUCUCAGCUGUUAAAACCACAGUCGUCAUUAGUAAUUAACAUCUGGGAGUUAAAAUCAAG